AUGGUUCGCACCUUGCCGUGGAAGCGGAGAGAGCGACUUCUCCAGGAAACCUCGGGGCCAGGUCGCUCGACAUCUGGCCGACAACCAAAGCCAAAAGAUCAGGGCUUGGAUGACGACAAAGACUCAACGAUCGCAUCGGCCUCUAGAAAGGGGGGAACAAGGCCCACUCUAAGGUCCACAUCAACCUCUCCACCUCCCCAACCACUCCAGGAAAGCUAUAUGAUUGAUGGCCCUGACGAUGAUGAUCGAUAUAGGAUGGUUGAGGACGAGUUCCUAGCAACUGCCCAACUAUUCACUGCUCAUAUGCAUGCCGCUGAGUAUCAACGGCUCAAAGCAGCGUCGAGAUCCGAGAACGCGGAGACUAUCAGAGAUAUAUCGCGACCUGUCGUUGGACGGAUGACCGAUCUGGUGAGGAAGAAGCAGGAACGAAAGGCACGCAUGGCGAACCAGAAGCUCGCGACCGGCAAAGUGCUAGCCGCUCAAGGCCGCAGCGAUGGCAACGGCGGCAGCAGUGAAGAUGACGAUUCCCCACGAAACGAAUCUCUUUAUGGACUCAUGGAGAGUCCAAAGAAGCAAGCAACGCGCCUAGAUGGCUUGAUGCCGACCACGAUGGCGACCCGUGCAGCUGCCGGAUUCACCAGGCCACGAACAAUCAUUGCACCCACCACGGCCCAGCCGACUUUCGGUCAACUUCCAGGUAGCAGACCUCGACCUGAGCCCAAGUCUGAAGAUCCUGAGCUGGAUGAUGAUGAUCUGGAAGAUGCGAGCACUUCGCGCACGGUACGUCCGUUUCGGGCCGCUGUGCAGUCUAAACCUCAACCACAAAGGUCCCAGCCAUUGCAUUCAGUCGCAGGACAAAAACAAGCAUUGAGGCCUGCAGUGAAGGACGCUAGAUCUACAGAGCUUGCGACCUCUUGCAAGGCCACCGGAGAAAGCGAUUCCUCAGACGACGAUGGACUCGAUUUUGUGAGUCGCUUAAAGAAGCAACAGGAAGAACGCAGGCACAGCUGGGAGCAACGAAAACCAGCAGCCAAAGCCAAGCCAAAGGCAUCAUCGGCCGACAUUGUUCCUGGGUUUCUAUGA
Molecule: messenger RNA, 1083 nt
Organism: Anthostomella pinea
Lineage: Eukaryota; Fungi; Ascomycota; Sordariomycetes; Xylariales; Xylariaceae
Source: the annotation of a GenBank genome assembly